AUGAUUCGUUCAGUGUUAGCUUCAGUGUCGCCACUUCGUCAGAUACUUGCAAGUCAACUUUGCACGUCCUCUAUUACGUUAGCUGGCAUUCGACCUUUGGGUCCAAAAAACAAAGCACCUGAUUUUUCUGGCACAGCAGUUGUAAAUGGAGAUUUUAAAACAAUUAGCAUGAAAGAUUACAAAGGAAAAUGGCUUAUCCUGUUUUUUUAUCCUCUUGACUUUACCUUCGUUUGUCCAACCGAAAUUACUGCCUUUAGCGAUCGAUGUGCGGAGUUUCAGAAAUUAAACACAGAACUGAUUGCAUGUUCGUGCGAUUCACAUUUCUCACAUCUAGCAUGGAUUCAAACCCCACGUAGUGAAGGUGGUCUCGGUGACAUGAAGAUUCCAGUGCUUGCAGACUUUAAUAAAGAUAUAGCGAAUGCAUUCGGUGUCCUUGAUCAUGAAACAGGUAUCUCAUAUAGAGGUUUGUUCUUAAUCGAUCCAAGUGGUGAAAUCCGUCAUUCUCUCGUGAAUGAUCUUUCGGUUGGUCGUAGUGUGGAUGAAGCAUUUCGUACGCUAAAAGCCUUUCAGUUUGUGGAGAAACAUGGUGAAGUAUGUCCGGCAAACUGGUCCGAUGAUAAGCCAACAAUUAAGCCCGGCAUCAAGGAGUCCAAGGAGUAUUUCAAAAAGGUCGAUGGUCAUACAUAA
Molecule: messenger RNA, 687 nt
Organism: Brugia malayi
Lineage: Eukaryota; Metazoa; Nematoda; Chromadorea; Rhabditida; Onchocercidae
Gene: Bma-prdx-3.3
Exons: 6
Coding region: 1-687 (228 amino acids)
Biological process (GO): cell redox homeostasis; hydrogen peroxide catabolic process; response to oxidative stress
Cellular component (GO): cytosol; mitochondrion
Molecular function (GO): thioredoxin peroxidase activity
Source: RefSeq, a predicted model, not a curated record